GGGUGGUUAUAAACUGUGAAGAUGGUGGUUACGUGUUUAUUUAUCUCAGUUUUUAUUUUAACAGCAUGUAGGUAAUAUGCAGUAUUUAAAAACUUAUACCGAUUUAAUUGGUCUCAACAUUAUUACCCUAUACAACACGAAGGAAGAAGGUCCUUUCCAUUUCUGAAAGGUACCUAGUGUGGUUUGUUCAGUGUGGUGUGAUAGUGUAGGCGUCAACAGCCUCUGAUCGGUCAGAUAAAUUCCUUCGACGGUGAGUCAUAGGUUUUGCUCUUUCUCGGGAUCUGCCAGUAACUGCACUGGAGCAGAGAACUUGUUAACUGGCGCCGUAUAUAAAGUGUCCUCAUGAACUGGCAGUUGUACUAGCUAGCACUGUAUCAAGAGAAGUAAGCAGCGAAGCUCAACGAAGCAUUGCUCUUGCCAGUGAGCAAGGAUUGGAUGAAGAAGACACCUCCUUGUUAGAUGCAGUACAACUCUACUCCCAAGUGAUCAGUUUUCUUCACGAACUCUCUCUCUAUUGGAAAGACCAUCUGAGGGAGGAAACAAUGAAUGCUGAUUGGCCUCGACCCCCCUUGUACUCGGUCUCUUUUUGUGCCAUCAAGAAUGGUCGCCGAAGAAUGGAGGACCGACACGUCAUCUUACAUGAUUUAAAUGUUGUGUGUGGUCUUCAGGAAGGUCCUCAGCACAGUUACUAUGCAGUGUUUGAUGGUCAUGCUGGAAUUGAGGCAGCAAGUUAUGCUGCAGCUCAUCUCCAUCUGAACCUUGUUCAGCAUCCAGAUUUCUAUACUGAUACAGAAAAAGCUAUCAAAGAAGCAUUCCGAACAACAGAUCAACAGUUCUUAGAAAGAUCAGGAAAGGAGGGAAUUAAAAGUGGAUGUACUGUAGUUUGCUGCUUGAUUCGGGAGAGAACACUGUAUUUGGCCUGGCUUGGAGACUCGCAAGCUAUUCUCGUGCGCCAGGGAGAACCACUAGGCAUAGUAUCUCCUCACAAGCCUGAUAGAGAGGAUGAAAGGACACGGAUUGAAAAUGAUGGUGGCUGUGUUUUGUAUGUUGGUACUUGGAGAGUCAGUGGAACAUUGGCUGUCUCUAGAGCACUAGGGGAUUUUGAGCACAAGCCAUAUAUAAGUUGUGAGCCUGACAUAAAAACGUUGUCACUUGACGGAACAGAAGAUUUUCUGGUGUUGGCAUGUGAUGGUCUGUGGGAUAAGCUAUCUCUUUAUGAUGUUGCUGCUUUGGUUUAUAGCUAUGUCAAAGAAAACCCUGACAAUGCUGAUGCUGUGGCUUCUCAACUUGUUCAUCAAGCUAAAGAGAAAGGCUCCAAUGAUAAUAUAACUGUUGUUGUAACAUUUCUAAGAGAACCGCAUAACUUAGCUGCCCCAACUUUUCCUUCUGAAGUAUUUUCUGUUUCUCAGAGUUCCUUCAUAAAUACUUGUAAUGGUAAAGGUAAUCAUGAAGGGCUAAGUUAUUCUGUUGAUAUUCAUGAAAAAAGAAAAUGUGAACAUAAACCAAUGCACAUCGUAAAUGGAACAAAUGGAUUUGAAGAAAAUGGUACAUUAUCUGACAGACUGGGUUCAUCUCACACUUGUGAUUCUGAUCUAACCAUGGAAAUUGGUGUUGAUGUGCCAUUGCCAGAACAGGCUGAGAAACAUAAACCUGGCAGUUGGAAUGAAAACACUAGACUUCCAGAUAAAGAAGAUGUAGCUUUAAGUGCUGAUGAUGCUUUUGAAAAACAUGAAUAUGAACCAGCUGAAAAUUUAAAAAGUAAAGAUGCCACAUUACUUUCUUACCAGUUUUCCCAUCAGACCACUUUGGACCUUGUGCCUUGUACAGUGGUUGUAGGUCAGGAAUCAACAUCAGUUAAAAUUGAUGACACUCUGUCAUCUGAUUUAACAUCAAAUAAUGAGCUAGAUUUAUCUAUUGACUCUUUUACUGGACAAGAUAACUCUGAAGGUAACAUUUUGAAUUCCUGUAAAAAAGCUAUUCUGUCAAAGAGCAGUUUGCACUUAUCCUCUUCUGAAAUAUCAGAAGUAGAAAAUGAUAGAAAUAGAAAAAUACAGACUGUGCAAGCUCUGAAAAAUGUUAGAAAUUUUGAUGUUGAUAGCAAAGAUGAUGACUUUCCAGUGGAAAACAUGUCACAUAGCACAAGUGUACUUAAUGAAAAUGCAGGUGAGUUGAGAGAGAUUUUUGAUAAUGUGAAAGAUAAUGAAGUUGAGGCAUUGUCAGUCUCAAAUCUUGCUGAUGAAAUUUUUAAUGAAUUUAAAGUGGUUCAUGUCUCUGCUCAGGAAAUCCAAGCCUCAUCAACUGAUUCUGUAAACUGUUUGAAAGGUGGAGACCAGCAAGUGCCUUGUGCAGACCGUGAAUUUAUUGUAGAAAAUUUGUGUCAUAAUGUUUUGGAUGCUUCUCAAAAAACUGUACUGCCCAAUACAACAAAGCCAGGCAGUAAUGAUACAUCCUUGUUUGCCUCAUGUGAAACAACUAAAGGUAAAGAACUUUCAGAAAAUGAAAAUAUACUUGAAUUUCAGUCUUCUAUGGUAACAUCAGAACAAGAAAAACUACUUGAAAAAUCUACAGGUUUGAGUGGCAUUUUUGCAGAAGAUGCAAUACCAAAUGUGGAACAAGAAUCUGUUGGUAUUUAUCCUAUACUUAUAGAAAGUGAGAUGAUAGACAAAAGAAAGGAAUCAACAAAUGUGUUUAGUUUAUCUGAAGAUACUCAUGAAAAGUUAGAUACUUUAGAGGAUAUAGCAGGUCAUUUGGGUUUAAACACAGAAACAUAUGAACAGCUAGAUAAAACAAAAGACUAUUUUAAUGAGCCCAUUUCAUCUGCACAAGAAGUUGAGAAGUCUGAUGAACUACAAGUGUUAAAUAAUAAGUUCAUUUUAACUACAGAAAUUGAUGAGAAGCUCAGUGAACCAAAGAUAUCAGUAGAUGUGCCCAGUUUUUUUGCAGAAGCAGUUCAGAAGCAAGAGGAGCCAGUGGAUGAGUACUGUUUAACCAUAAGCAUAGAUGAGAAGCUUGGUAAACUACAGGAAUCAGUUGAAGAGCCUAGUGUAAUUACAGAAGCAAUGAAGAAGGUAGAUGUUUCAAAAAAGUCAGUUAAUGAAACAUUUAAUACUACAGAAACAGCUAAGCUAGAUGAACUAAAACAGUCAGUUAAUGAUUCCAGUUUAUCAAAAGAAACAGUUGAGAAGCUACAUGAACUAAAAGGAUCAGAUGAUGACCGUAACUUGUCUAUAGAAACAGUUGAAAAGCUAUAUGAACCAAAAGAGUCGGAUGGUGAGCUGGAAGAGUUAGCUGAAGGGUCCAGUUUGACUUUAGAAACGCUGAAGAUGCUUGAUAAGCCAAAAGAGUCAAUUAAUGAAUUGGUUGAAACGCUAGAUAAACAAAAGGAAUCUGUUAAUAAUCCCAGUGCAUCCACAGAAACAGAUGAUAAGCUAGAUAGAUGCAAUCAGUCAAUUUAUAAUUCUAAUUUAUUAACAAAAACAGUUGAGAAUGUGUAUGAGCUAAAAGAGUCAGUUGAAGAGCCCAAUUUAUUGACAGAAACAGUGAAAAUGCUGGAUGAAUCAAAAAGGCCAUUUAAUGAAACAUUUAUAACCACAGAAAAUGAUGAAAAGCUAGGCAAGCCAAAGAAGUUUGUUGAUGAACCAAGUUUAUCCACAGAAAUAGUUGAGAACUUGGAAAAACUAAAAGAGUCAUAUAAUGAGCCCAGUUUAUUGAUGGAUACAGUUGAGAAACUAGAUAAACCAAAGGAGUCAGUUGAAGAACCCAGUUUGACUACAGAAACUAUGAAUAUUUUCGGUGAACCAGAAGAGUCAACUAAUGAAACAACUAUAACCAGACAAACAGUUGAGAAGCUAGAUGAACCAAAUGAAUCAAUUGAAGAAUGCAGUUUGACUACAGAAACAGUAAAUAUGUUAGGUGAACCAGAAGAGUCAACCAAUGAAACACUUAUAACCACACAAACAAUUGAGAAGCUAGAUAAACCAAAGGAAUCAAUUGAAGAAUGCAGUUUAACUACAGAAACAGUGAAUAUGUUAGGUGAACCAGAAGAGUCAACCAAUGAAACACUUAUAACCACACAAACAAUUGAGAAGCUAGAUAAACCAAAGGAAUCAAUUGAAGAAUGCAGUUUAACUACAGAAACAGUGAAUAUGUUAGGUGAACCAGAAGAGUCAACCAAUGAAACACUUAUAACCACACAAACAAUUGAGAAGCUAGAUAAACCAAAGGAAUUGAUUGAAGAACAAAGUUUGACUACAGGAACAAUGAAUAUGUUAGAUGAACCAGAAGAGUCAACCAAUGAAACAAUUAUAACUACACAAACAAUUGAGAAGCUAGAUAAACCAAAGGAGUCAGUUGAAGAACAUGGUUUGACUACAGAAACAGUGCAUAUGUUAGGUGAACCAGAAGAGUCAACUAAUGAAACAGUUAUAACCACACAAAUAGAUGAGAAGCUAGAUAAACCAAAGGAGUUGGAUGAAGAACAUGGUUUGACUACAGAAACAAUGAAUAUGUUAGAUGAACCAGAAGAGUCAACCAAUGAAACAAUUAUAACCACACAAACAGUUGAGAAGCUAGAUAAACCAAAGGAAGCGAUUGAAGAACCCAGUUUGACUACAGGGAAAAUGAACAUGAUAGAUGAACCAGAAGAUUCAACUAAUGAAACAGUUAUAACCACAGAAACAGUUGAGAAGCUAGAUAAACCAAAGGAAGCGAUUGAAGAACCCAGUUUGACUACAGGGAAAAUGAACAUGAUAGAUGAACCAGAAGAUUCAACUAAUGAAACAAUUAUAACCACAGAAACAGUUGAGAAGUUAGAUGAUUUAAAAGAUUCAGGUGAUGUGCCCAAUUUAUCCACAGAAAUAACUAAGAACCUGGAAGAAUCAAAAGAGUCAACUGAUGAGCCCAUUUUGUUCACAGAAGCACCUGAGUCACCAAACAUGCAAAAUGAAUUUGCUGAAAUUCCUGUUAAAGACACAGAAUCAAUUGAAACUUGUAUAUACAAGGAAGAUAAAGAAACAGAGAAAGAAACAAUAGUUGAAGGAAUACAACAAAAUUGUGAGCCCUGUGCUGAAAAUUUCAUGUUGCACAAUAUAGUGAAAAGUGAUAAUGAAAUAAGUGAUAUAAAUAAUCAAGCUUCUGCAAAUGCUACCUCAUUAGGUGAAGUUUUACCAUCUGCAGAAGACUCUGAUUUUGAAAAAGAUAGUGAAUGGAAAUAUAUCCAAGGAGAUGAUAAGUCUGAUACUCAAGCAAUCAAACAUACAAAAGUUUCUCUUAAGGGUUCACCCUCAAAAGCAAGCUCAAUAAAAUCUGAAACAUCAAGGAAUAUAAAACUAAGUUCAACAUCAAAGACUAAACAAAAUCAGCAGGAAGGAGAUAAGAAGGAAAGGAAACCUGUUGCUGGAAAAAGUCUAAGAAACCAACAUGAGAAAAAAGAACUAUCAAGUAAAGUAAUAAAAACAGUUAGUAAACAAACAAAAUCAACAUCAGAAACGUCAUCACUGAAAAAAUCACCAGUAACUUCAUCUACUAAUCUGAAAACUGGAAAACCUAAUAACGUAACAGUCAGAUCUUCCUCAAAACAGGUCUCUGCUGAAGCUAAAACUGAAUCUACUGGAAAAAUCACCACAACAUCUUGUACUUCUUUGAAUAAACUAUCAAGGCCUUUAUCUUCUAAGAACACAUCUGUCAAUCAAAGUACUCGAACUGUAUCCUCUGCUAAGGUAUCUAGUAGUUCAUCACCCAUAACUCAAAAAUUGAAAUCCGCAAAAGCUACUGACAGUACUACAACACCAAAAUCUGGCAAAGAGGUGAGUUCUCAAGAAGUUGGGAGCAGUUCUGUAAAACCUGAAAAAAGCAGCUCACCACCACAAGUUAAAGUUAGUUCCUCUCAUUCAUCUGCAAAAACAUCUGCCAAGAAAGAUUCUUCUGGUGUGGUAGGUAAGAAAAAUGAAACUACAGUACAGAACAGGAGUCCUAAACCUGCUUUAGGCACAGUAAAAAAUCUCAAACCAACAUUAAGUUCCACAAAAUCACUUGACAAACAGAAGACUGAACCUUCUUCAGGCACAGCAAAAAAUCUCAAACCAACACCAAGUAGCACAAAAUCAGUUGAUAAACAGAAGACUGAACCUUCUUCUGGCACAGCAAAAAAUCUCAAACCAACACCAAGUAGCACGAAAUCAGUUGAUAAACAGAAGACUGAACCUUCUUCUGGCACAGCAAAAAAUCUCAAACCAACACCAAGUAGCACAAAUCAGUUAAUAAACAGAAGACUGAACCUUCUUCAGGCACAGCAAAAAAUCUCAAACCAACACCAAGUAGCACAAAAUCAGAUGACAAACUGAAUACUGAACCCACAAAAAAAAAGUUGGCAGUUUCUGAACUCACAGCAUGCUCACAAAAGUCUAAACCUGCAGAUCAUUAUGCUGUUUUAAAGAAAACUUCAGGCAGCCCAGCAAUUGCUAAAAAACAUCAGAAUCAGCCAACUCCUAGAAAUAUAAGUAAUGCUCCUAAGGUCAAGAAUUCUAAUAACAAGGACCGUGAAGGCAUUCGGUCACCAAAGCUAGACACCAAACAAAAAAAGAGUACUGUGAAAAAAGAUAUUUCCAGUGAAGAAACAAAAGUACUAAUGCCAACAAAUAAAAACUCUAUCCCUGAUGAACAUGAGACUGUGGUUGAAGCUCAGAGUGCUGCUUACAAUACACAAAAGCCUUCAUCAGCCCAUUAUUGUAUUUCAUCCACAACAGACUAUUCCAUAACUCAACCAGAAGCAUGUGAGAACAGAACUAAUGCAGAUAUUCAAGGCAUUUCCCCUGACGAUACUGUUUCUUCAGCUGAUUUAGUUCCCGUAAGGCAAUCUCUGUCAGAAGUAACAAGUCAAAAGGAUGGUCAUUCAGAUUUAGAAGUCAGAGCUGAGCCUGAAUCUUUAGAACAUGAACAUCUUGUUGUGUGUGUAGGUGAAGAAAAAGAGCAGCUGUUGAAGUCUCUGGUUGAUGAGGGAACCCAACAGUCAUAACUUUUCACAUAUUCUGUCAGGUCACUUAAGAGUGUACUUCUCUGAUGUAAAAUCGGCCUUUCUUACUUGGUAGAACAAACUACCAUUGAUCUGUCUUGGUGUCUCAAUUUAGAAAAAAAAACAACACUACAAAUGUGUUUAUGUGUAACUUCAGUGUUUAUGCUAAUAUGAAUUAUAUGUUUGAAGUUUUGCUUUAAUGUAAUAGUUGCCUGAAUUUUAAAACUUUAUAAAUAUUGUGAUAAUUGUAUGAAUUACUUAAAUUUAGUUUUUGGAUAUUUUUGAAACAGUUCUUUAUUAUAAGUUUAGAAAAUAAUAAAUUCUGCAAAAAAAAGUAAAAGGUAUAUCCAGACCAAUUUUGUUAAUAAAACCUUGCAUAACUAAAUGGAAUAACAGCCAUUAAGUUAAACUAACUUUUUAAAUAUUUCUUUGAUUAGCCAUAAUACUAAUAGAACUUGGAGCAAGUACUAAGUGUUAUUGUUAGAGAUAAAUUUCUUGUUUAUUCUUAAAUCUAUUUUAAUGGAGGAACUGAGUGAUACUAAUAAAAUAUAGCUUAAGAGUAAUGUACUUAUUUUUAUUGAUCAGUAGCAACUAAUAGAAUUACAAUUAUGUAACUUAUAUAUCAGUAAUGAUUGAUUAUAAUGUAAUUUUUAGAUUAUUGCUGAUAAAAUAAAAAUCCCAGUAACAAUAUUUUUAGGCAAGUAAUAGUUGACAAGAUCACAGUUAUAAUGUAAGAAGUGACAACUACAGUUUAAUGGAAUGCUAAUAACAGUUCCAAUUUAUGGGAUGGUAUUGCUGUAAUAUCUUUCUUCAGUAGCAAAUGACAGGAUGACAAUGUAUUGCAAGUAUUCUAGACCUGUAACAAUUGAUAGGAUUGUAAUAACAUUAUAAAGUUUCGAAUAAGUUUUCAUUUUAACAUUCCUUUUGGCAUUUAGUUAGUGAAAGGUUUUUUUUUUUUUAGCAGUGGUGAAAGUAUAAUAUAUGAAAUAUACUGCUGAAAUCAUUAUUCACAUGUUGCUGAAUAAAACAAGUUGGUUGGAUAUAUGUUUUAUUCAAAGAUUAAACAAUUUUAGCAGUUCAAGCAAAUUUUGUUUAUCGAAAUCACAGAUUAAACUUUUGUGAUAGUAUAUUUUGCAAGGCAUUUUAAAAUAUUAAUGCUUGUGUUUUUAAUAGUGACUAUACACUCCAUAUACCACUGGUACUUCAGUGCCACUAUGAUGUUGUCAUCUACUGAUUUUGUGCUGUGUACUACCCUUUUUAUAGCAAUUAAUAAUCAAUGAAAAUGUAUUGAAAAUUUGAUAAAGUUAAUUUUAGUCUAAAGGUGCUAGCAUCAAGGUUAAUUUAAAUAUGAUUUGUAUUUUACUGUAUAAUUAUAUUUUCUAUAAACUACUAACAUUUGAUACUUUUACACUUUUCUAUCUGUAGACAGUGUGGUAUUCAUACGUGUACGUGAUUAAAUUUUCUGCAACCUGUAUCUUUAUAUUUACAAGAAGCUAAGGAGUAAUGAAUAUUUGCUUGGGAAAUAAAAUUGAUUGGAUUAGCCAGAGGAGAGAGUAUCCCCAUAUGCUGGUUCAAAUACUUAAUUUACAUCAUUGCCUUGUUAUAUAAAGACUUGUGUGAGUGUGGGUAGAUUUAGCUAUGUACUUGUUAAUGUGGCAUUGUAUAUCCAUUCAUAACACCGAGGCAAGGAUGUUGGAAAUGUACCUUGUUUCCCUUUUAGUCAAUAGGACUAGUUGGAUGAUUAGGGUAAUAUAAUACUUUUAGUAGUUCUGAUGAAACCUAGUAUUGAAUGUAAUUUUAAGGAAAAUUAGCACUUUCUCAGACAUUGCUUCAGUUCUGUCUUGGGAAAAUAAUUACAGCAUUUCAACUUCACUUUACUUUAAAGUUUCUAAUGUAAAGUAAGAUAAAUAUUUUCAAAAGAAAUUUAAUUUUUGUAGUAUCAAUUGGGGUUGGACAUUCAUAAAAAAAUAGUUUUGAUUUUGUCAGAACAAGUUCUUGCAUAUCCUUCUCUAAACUUUAAAAAUUUCUAGUCGUUUACAUAUCAAACUUACUUUGGUUAUAUAACUUGGAUUUGCUAUACUACUUUGGAUCCACAGUUUAAGAAAUUAUUCUGUAGGAUGUGCUUGCAUAGCUGCAAAAGUUUCAAUUUAAAAUGAUGGCUAUUUCUAAGCUGUGUGUGAUGUAUCAUGCUGUUUGCAAGACCAAAUAAAAUGUUUGCAUUAA
Limulus polyphemus (Atlantic horseshoe crab) is the source of this 9232-nucleotide messenger RNA. RefSeq names its product serine-rich adhesin for platelets-like. The record is from RefSeq and is a predicted model, not a curated record. Bases 543 to 6341 code for a protein of 1932 amino acids. Lineage: Eukaryota; Metazoa; Arthropoda; Merostomata; Xiphosura; Limulidae. Gene Ontology annotation, biological process: negative regulation of protein kinase activity; protein dephosphorylation. The transcript is spliced from 7 exons. Gene Ontology annotation, molecular function: cation binding; protein serine/threonine phosphatase activity.